Callithrix jacchus (white-tufted-ear marmoset) is the source of this 2561-nucleotide messenger RNA. Lineage: Eukaryota; Metazoa; Chordata; Mammalia; Primates; Cebidae. The record is from RefSeq and is a predicted model, not a curated record.
GGCCCCGCCCUGCAUCCCGGCACCGCCCUGCAUCUCGGCUCCGCCCUGCAUCCCGGCACCGCCCUGCAUCUCGGCUCCGCCCUGCUUCCCAGCCAAGCCCGCAGCGCUGGGAGCGGUACGCAGAGGCCCGGUGCGCCGGGCACUAAUCUCCCAGGGACUGGUGGCCGCCGGCCCCAGUUGCCUGGCGGGUAAACAUGGCCGCCCUGACGACUGUUGUGGUAGCGGCGGCGGCCACCGCGGUAGCCGGGGCUGUAGCAGGGGCGGGUGCAGCCACCGGGACCGGCGUGGGAGCAACGCCAGCGCCUCAACAGGAGCAAUAGGAAACACCAGGAAAGACCUAAGAAAGCUCACAGUCCUCAUCCUUGUUUAGCUUUGACGCAUUAUGCUGGCAGAAAGUAAAGACUAAGAAUGAUGGCUGUUUUAGUACUUCAGGUGGAAUUCGUUCUUUUCAUCUUCAAAACUGGAAGCAGAAAGUUAAUCAGACUAAGAAAGCAGAAUUCAUACGCACAGCAGAAAAAUUUAAAAAUCAAGUUAUUAACAUGGAAAAAGAUAAACACAGUCAUUUCUACAACCAAAAAAGUGACUUCAGAAUUGAGCAUAGUAUGCUAGAAGAAUUGGAAAAUAAACUGAUUAACAGCAGAAAAACAGAAAGAGCAAAAAUCCAGCAACAAUUGGCCAAAAUACAUAACAACGUAAAGAAACUUCAGCAUCAGUUAAAAGACGUGAAGCCUACACCUGAUUUUGUUGAGAAGCUCAGAGAAAUGAUGGAAGAAAUUGAAAAUGCAAUUAACACGUUUAAAGAAGAGCAGAGGUUGAUAUAUGAAGAGUUAAUUAAAGAAGAGAAAACAACUAAUAAUGAGUUGAGUGCCAUAUCAAGAAAAAUUGACACAUGGGCUUUGGGUAAUUCAGAAACAGAGAAAGCUUUCAGAGCAAUCUCAAGCAAAGUUCAUGUAGACAAAGUAACACCAAGUACUCUUCCAGAAGAGGUACUAGAUUUUGAAAAAUUCCUUCAGCAAACAGGAGGACGAAAAGGUGGCUGGGAUGAUUAUGAUCACCAGAACUUUGUAAAGGUGAGAAACAAACAUAAAGGGAAGCCAACAUUUAUGGAAGAAGUUCUAGAACACCUUCCUGGAAGAACACAGGAUGAAGUUCAACAGCAUGAAAAAUGGUAUCAAAAAUUUCUGGCUCUAGAAGAAAGAAAAAAAGAGUCAAUUCAGAGUUGGAAAACUAAAAAGCAGCAAAAAAAGGAGGAAAUUUUCAAGUUAAAGGAAAAGGCAGACAACACACCUAUGCUUUUUCAUAACAAACAAGAAGAUAAUCAAAAGCAAAAAGAGGAGCAAAGAAAGAAACAGAAAUUGGCAGUUGAAGCUUGGAAAAAACAGAAAAGUAUAGAAAUGUCAAUGAAAUGUGCUUCCCAGUUAAAAGAAGAGGAAGAGAAAGAGAAAAAACAUCAGAAAGAACGCCAACGCCAGUUUAAAUUAAAAUUACUACUAGAAAGUUACACCCAGCAGAAGAAAGAACAAGAAGAGUUUUUGAGGCUUGAAAAGGAGAUAAGGGAAAAGGCAGAAAAGGCAGAAAAAAGGAAAACCGCUGCUGAUGAAAUUUCCAGGUUUCAAGAAAGAGAUUUACAUAAACUUGAAUUGAAAAUUCUAGAUAGACAGGCAAAGGAAGAUGAAAAGGCACAAAAACAAAGAAGACUGGCAAAAUUAAAAGAAAAGGUUGAAAACAAUGUUAGCAGAGAUCCCUCUAGGCUUUACAAACCUACCAAAGGUUGGGAAGAACGAACCAAAAAGAUAGGACCAACAGGCUCUGGGCCACUUUUACAUAUUCCACACAGGGCUAUUCCAACCUGGAGACAAGGAAUACAGAGAAGAAUAUGAGAUAAUAAAGUUGCUACUCAGUUGAUAAGAAUGUUAACAUACUAAGUUAUACCAGGGAGAGUGACUCACCAUGUUCUUUAAAUAUAGCCUAGUCAGAUUGAUUAUUGUGCUGUAUUGUGAAUUGAGAGGUAUUAAGUUUCAUGAGGCUUUGUCAUUAGUAUUCCUGCUUAUACCAAGAAGGUAUUUAAUAUUUAUUUUGGCCUAUUAAUGACAUAAAAGUUAUUUAAAUAAGUUAAUGUUACAAACAUUAUUCAAUUUAAAUACUCAAAACAUUUCAAAGAUAUUUUGUUUUUGUCAUAGCAUAGAAAAAUAAAUUACAACAAUCAUACAAUGACAUUUUUAAACCAAAAUUUUGUAACUUUUAUAACUUGGAGUUAAGUCAGCUUGAGUAACAAAAGGUAAAGUGGUUUUUGUUUAGAGUUAUAAAACGUUAGUACUUUUUCUAUGUUUAACAAAUUGGUAGUUUGUCAGUUAUGACAUUUUUGUGUAAUAAAUAUUUUGUAUUUGUUUGAAGCAUGCUUUGUUUUAUAUAGAGAAUAUUUAUUUUAAAAAUAUGUCUCUCAUAUACCCUACUUAAUUGUAUUAUUGAUACAAUCUUUUUAGUUUCCUUGAGCAAUUCCAAAUUUUCCUUCAGCCUUUCUGGAUUUCACCUAUUUAUAAAAUCUUUGUGUCUUUCACAUC